Messenger RNA from Homarus americanus (American lobster), 346 nucleotides. RefSeq names its product fibroblast growth factor receptor-like 1. The record is from RefSeq and is a predicted model, not a curated record. The annotation marks the transcript as partial. NCBI's taxonomy places the organism in Eukaryota, Metazoa, Arthropoda, Malacostraca, Decapoda, Nephropidae. The transcript is spliced from 3 exons.
ACGCCCCGAGACGUACGACGCAGAAGGAGUCAGAACUGAAGGUGGUGCGGGUUGGGGAGGACGUCAAGCUCAUCUGCCCCAUCGAAGGCACGCCCACGCCCAUCUACGGGUGGAUGAAGGGUGACGAGGUGAUCCCAGAGGAGGGGUGGGACGGGAUGAGACUGCAAGGGCGAACACUGAGAAUGAAAGAGAUCACAUCACAAGACCACGGCUUUUACACCUGUACUGCCGUCAAUGGAUUCGGCAAGGAGACGUUUUCAAUCACUCUUACUGUCACAGAGCCGCUGGCAGACCCGGGAUUAUCGUCCAUACCUGGUGGCCUUCCCCCGGAGUUUUCACAGGUGAG